Messenger RNA from Rotaria socialis, 3669 nucleotides. NCBI's taxonomy places the organism in Eukaryota, Metazoa, Rotifera, Eurotatoria, Philodinida, Philodinidae. The record is from the annotation of a GenBank genome assembly.
AUGGAUAACGAAAUGUUAAUUACCAAUCAGCCGAUUGUUAUUGAUAAUGGCUCGGGAGUAAUUAAAGCCGGUUUUGCCGGUGAUCCAACUCCGAAAAUAAACUUUCCAAAUUAUGUUGGUCGUCCGAAGCAUGUUCGUGUUAUGGCUGGUGGUCUUGAAGGAGAUACAUUUAUUGGACCUAAAGCUGAAGAAUAUCGAGGACUUUUACACAUUGCUCAUCCUAUGGAACAUGGGAUUGUUGAAGAUUGGAAUGAUAUGGAAAAAAUUUGGAGUUACAUCUAUUCAAAACAUCAAUUAAGAUCAGCUUCUGAAGAGCAUCCUGUGUUAUUAACAGAAGCUCCAUUAAAUCCAAGAAAAAAUCGUGAAAAAGCAGCAGAAAUAUUUUUUGAAACAUUCAAUGUUCCAGCUUUAUACAUCUCUAUGCAAGCGGUUCUUAGUUUAUAUGCAAGCGGGCGAACAACAGGUGUUGUACUUGACUCAGGCGAUGGUGUUACUCAUGCAGUACCCAUUUAUGAAGGAUUUGCGAUGCCGCAUAGUAUUCUUCGAAAUGAUGUAGCUGGUCGUGAUGUUACACGUUAUUUAAAAUUACUGUUAAGAAAGGAAGGUUAUUCAUUUAAAACAACAGCUGAAUUUGAAAUUGUUAAAAGUAUCAAAGAACGCGCAUGUUUUCUAACUACAGCAAUACAAAAAGAAGAAACAAAUCAAGCAGAUAAAUCUAAAUUUACACUUCCUGAUGGGACAUCUAUUGAUCUUGGUUCAAGUCGUCAUCUAGCCCCUGAAGUUUUAUUUAAUCCCGAAUUAAUUGGCGAUGAAUGUGAAGGUAUGCAUGAAAUUCUAUCAGGUUCAAUUCAACGAUCGGACAUGGAUGUUCGACGUAUUCUUUAUCAAAAUAUUGUCUUAUCUGGCGGUUCAACAUUAUUUCGAGGUUUCGGUGAUCGUUUACUUAGUGAAUUAAAACGUAUUGCACCAAAAGAAGUUAAAAUAAAAAUUUCCGCGCCUCGUGAACGGCUUUAUUCAACAUGGAUUGGGGGUUCAAUAUUAGCAUCGCUUGAUACAUUCAAAAAAAUCUGGGUUACAAAACGUGAAUAUGAUGCAGAAGGUGCUCGAAUGACUGAAAAAUUAACACAACGUCGUCGGCAAAAUGAUAAUAAACAUCCAUCGAAUUUAAAUAACGACCAAAUCAAUGAAAAGGUCGUUGCAGCUACAAAAAAACGAAAGCCAACUCGUAACAAUGCAUCACCGAAGGAAUCGUUCUUACUGAAAAUAAAAUCUCCAAUACGAUUAUCUAUAUUUUUGAUUAUGAGUAUUGUAGUUUUAUUCUAUCUAUGUAAAAUAUUAAUAGGAUUUGUUUCUACUGAGCAUACAAAUGUUCCGAUUAAUUUACCGAAACUUGUUAAUAUUAAUGAGGCAACACCGGAUAGAUUCUGGGGAACGUAUAGAUCGAAUUUAUAUUUUGGUUUAAAACAUCAAAGUUCAAAAUCAUUAAGUGUAGGAUUUAUGUGGUUUGAUUAUGGUACAUUACAAAGAUCCAAUGAUCGAUUUCUUAGACAUGGGUGUGAUCAAAAUGAUCAGUUAAAAUAUGGAUGGACAUAUCAUGAUGGUGAAAGAUUUGGAAUUGAAGAUAUUAAAGAUAAUAAUCUUGAUUUAAAUAUUCAAUGGAUAAAACAAUUGAGUGGACAACAUGGAGGAGAUUGGACAACGCGAAUCAAUGUUACUCCAAAAUCCGUCGGUAGUACCAUACCAAUAUCUUUAUUCUUCUAUUUUCAUCAUGAACAUCCAUGGAUAAAAGAAGUGAAAUCUAUAUCGAAGCAAUCGCCUGAUACUGUAACUAUCCGUGGCCAAACAAAUGAAUUGGAUAAAUUCAGCAUUAAAAUUCACUUGAAUACAUUAUCUCAACAACCAGUUGUUCGUACAUUAACAGAUGUCUUUCGAUUAGAUACAAUUCAUCGUGAUAUUCUAACAAAAUUAACAUCAAACCCACCUAAACAACCAUUUUUUAUAUUAGCCGAUCAAACAUUAAAAGAUUCCGAACCGAACACAUUUUUUAUUCAAAUAACUCUUCGACAACCAGUCGUCGAUGAAGCAUUUUCAUUCGAUAUUAUCUAUCAAUCAGAAUCAUCAGAUCGCGAACGUGAACAAGAUUUAACUGGCUUAUAUUUCAAUGACGAACUUGUUCGAUUACAAAAACAAUUCGAUCAACGUUUUGAAACUAUAUUUCAAUUAAAAACAAAGCAGAAUAUGGACGAAACAAAAAUAAAUUUUGCUCGGUCAACAUUAAGUAAUCUCAUUGGUGGAAUUUCUUAUUUUACCGGCCAAUCAUUAGUAGCAAAGCCAGGUCAAAAAACACCUGAUCAAUAUUUUACAACAAGUUUAUAUACAGCUGUACCAUCACGUUCAUUUUUUCCGCGCGGUUUCCUUUGGGAUGAAGGUUUUCAUAAUCUUCUUAUUGCCCGAUGGAAUCAAAAUAUCACUAUUGAUAUUCUUAAGCAUUGGUUUGACAUGCUAAACGACAACGGAUGGAUACCUCGAGAAAUAAUUCUCGGUGAUGAAGCUCGUGCUCGCGUUCCAUCGGAAUUCGUCAUUCAACAUACCAAUAAUGCCAAUCCUCCAACAUUCUUCUUAACGAUUGAUUAUUUGUUAAAAACAAAUCAAGCUAAUCAUCUUUUUACAUUACCAUUUAUUCAACGAUUAGAAAAAUGGUAUCAAUGGUAUAAUCGUACUCAAGUGGGCCCUACGCCAUUUACGUUUCGUUGGCGUGGUCGAAAUGCUUCAUCAAUCUAUGAACUUAAUCCAAAAACGUUAACAAGUGGCUUAGACGAUUAUCCACGUGCAUCACACCCGACUGAUUCUGAACGUCAUUUAGAUUUACGCUGUUGGAUGACAUUAGCUUCGAGCAUUAUCGGCAAACUUUAUUCGAUAUUAAAUAAUGAAAAAACGAAUCAAUAUUUAGCUUAUGCACAAUUACUUUCAAAUAAUGAUUUACUUGAUCAAUUACAUUGGUCGGACGAAUAUGAAAUGUAUGCCGAUUAUGGUUUACAUACAGAUUAUGUUCAAUUAGAACGUGUACCAAUACCGAAAAAAUCACCUUCACAACAAUAUCAACAAACGCAUAUUAUUCGACAAGUAACAAAAGAUUCCGAUGUUAAUUUCAAAUACGUCAAACAUUUUGGUUACGUUUCAUUGUUUCCAUUAAUGACACGUGUUUUAAAUCCGCAUUCAAAUAAACUUGAUAAGAUUUUGAAUGAUUUAAAAAAUUCAACUUUACUAUGGACGCCCUAUGGUCUUCGAUCACUAGCACGAUCAAGUUCUUUAUACGGAAUGAGAAAUACUGAACACGAUCCACCGUAUUGGAGAGGUGCUAUAUGGAUAAAUAUGAAUUAUAUGGUUCUAUCGGCUUUACAACAUUAUGCAAAAAUUUCUGGUCCCUAUUCGGAUAAAGCUCAAGAUAUUUAUAAACAAUUACGUACAAAUCUUCUCAAGAAUAUGUUACGUGUUUACGAGAAAACAGGUCACGUUUGGGAACAAUAUGAUGACAAAACUGGAAAUGGAAAAGGUAGUCAUCCAUUUACUGGAUGGUCAUCAUUGAUUGUUUUGAUCAUGUCGGAAUUAGAAUCUUCAGCAAAGAAAUUUUUUAACCAGGACGUUCCUCUUAAACGCUUCACCAAAUGA